Molecule: messenger RNA, 2678 nt
Organism: Gigantopelta aegis
Lineage: Eukaryota; Metazoa; Mollusca; Gastropoda; Neomphalida; Peltospiridae
Product: sushi, von Willebrand factor type A, EGF and pentraxin domain-containing protein 1-like
Exons: 15
Coding region: 1-2556 (851 amino acids)
Molecular function (GO): carbohydrate binding
Source: RefSeq, a predicted model, not a curated record
AUGACGAUGUCAUUCAAAGCAGUACUGUGGAUUUUGUGUCUCAUUACUAAGGCCACUGAGUUUUCACUUUCGCUUGAGGGGUCAGAUUUUGUCACUGAGACUGUGAGGAAUUUUCUUCAGUGUCAGAAUUUGUGCGAUCGGCGAUCUCUGUGCAAAUCUGUGAAGUACAAUCCGAGGACCCGAGAGUGUACGUCAAACUUCCACGACUCCUUAACGUCAGAUUCGACUUUAGGUUCUACAGACCCAGGCGCUGUAUUUUCAGAAAAACGUUCCUUCCCGAAGGAUAGUGGUGUCUGUGGUGACCGUUCCUGUGAAGACAGCCACGUGUGUACCCAGUUAGGAACGAAAGCAGAAUGUGUGACAGACGAAAUUAAUUGUGGCGAGCCUCCUGAUGUUCCAAAUGCGAGCAAGUCAACGCUCGGAACCUCCCUGGACUCUGUAUCCAGCUACAGCUGUAACAUCGGCUACAGCGUGGCUAGUGGAACAACGACGUCAACGUGUGACGUCACAAGAAGAUGGACUCCAACCAACCUGACAUGUGCUGAAAUUGAUUGUGGGGAGCCUCCCGAUGUUCCAAAUGCCAGCAAGGCUGUGACCGGAACCAAGUUUAAUUCAGUGUCCGACUACAGCUGUAACGUUGGAUACGCCGUUUCUAACGGAACAACGACGUCAACGUGUGAAGUGUCUGGUAGCUGGAGCGAGACAAACUUGUCAUGUAUCGAAAUUGAUUGCGGGGAGCCUCCCGAUGUUCCAAAUGCCAGCAAGGCUGUGACUGGAACCAAAUUAAAUUCACUUUCCGCCUACAGCUGUAACGUUGGAUACGUCGUUUCUAACGGAACGACAACGUCAACAUGUGAAUUGUCUGGAAGCUGGAGCGAAACAAACUUGUCAUGUAUUGAAAUUGAUUGUGGGGAGCCUCCCGAUGUUCCAAAUGUCAGUAAGACUGUGACUACAACCAAAUUCAACUCACUUUCCAACUACAGCUGUAACAUUGGAUACGUUGCUUCUAACGGAAUGAUGACGACGACGUGUGAGUCAACUGGUAGCUGGAGCGAGACAAAUUUAUCGUGUAUUGAAAUUGAUUGCGGGAAGCCACCCGAUGUCCCUAAUGCCAUCAAGGCUGUGACUGGAACGACAUUUAAUUCAGUUUCCAACUACAGCUGUAACGUUGGAUACGCCGUUUCUCAGGGAACGACCACGUCAACGUGUGAAUUGUCUGGUAGCUGGAGCGAGACAAACUUGUCAUGUAUCGAAAUGGAUUGUGGGGAGCCUCCCGAUGUUCCAAAUGCCACCAAGGCUGUGACCGGAACCACAUUUAAUUCGGUUUCCGACUACAGCUGUAACGUUGGAUACGCCGUUUCUAACGGAACAACGACAUCAACGUGUGAAUUGUCUGGUAGCUGGAGCGAGACACACUUGUCCUGUAUCGAAAUUGAUUGUGGGGAGCCUCCCGAUGUUCCAAAUGCCAGUAAGACUGUGACUACAACCAAAUUCAACUCACUUUCCAACUACAGCUGUAACAUUGGCUACGUCGUUUCUAACGGAAUGAUGACGACGACGUGUGAGUUGUCUGGUAGCUGGAGCGAGACAAAUUUAUCGUGUAUUGAAAUUAAUUGCGGGGACCCUCCUGAUGUUCCAAAUGCCAGCAAGGCUGUGACUGGAACGACAUUUAAUUCAGUUUCUAACUACAGCUGUAACGUUGGAUACGCCGUUUCUCAGGGAACGACCACGUCAGCGUGUGAAUUGUCUGGUAGCUGGAGCGAGACUAACCUGUCAUGCAUCGAAAUUGAUUGCGGGGUGCCUCCCGAUGUUCCAAAUGCCAGCAAGGCUGUGACUGGAACCACAGUUAAUUCAGUUUCCGACUACAGCUGUAACGAUGGAUACGCCGUUUAUAACGGAACGACGACGUCAACGUGUGAAUUGUCUGGUAGCUGGAGCGAGACAAACUUGUCAUGUGUCGUGGAUUGCGGAAUUCCAUCAGUACCACAUGGCAAUAUUACAUAUGAGUCAACCACUGUGAACAGCCAAGCGUCAGUGGUGUGUGACGAGUUUUUCCAGUUGUUUGAUAACACCAGUCCAGCCAAGUGUGACACAAACGGACAGUGGGACGGAUUUGGGGCGUGUCGACAGGUCGAAUGGAGAAAUAAGAGCACGGACUUCAAAGCUAAUCUACCAGAACCCAUGAGGAAUGGAUGGGAGAUGGUCCUGAAUGGAAUACCGAAGGAGUCCAACAAGCAUUUUACUAUAAACAUCGAAGACUCGUCGUCUGUCCAUCUGCACUUUGACGUGCGAUUUAACGUCUAUGACCAGUAUGAACUAAUCCUAUUCAACACUAAGCAGGAUGCUGACUGGGGAGAUGCCGAGGAGGUCACUGACUUUCCGUUUGAAGAACUUGUUCCUUUCGAAAUUCGAAUAAAACUGGUGCCUGGCGCGUUUCAGAUUACGGUCGAUGGCGAACACCUUUACGAUUACAAUUUGAGAACAAAGCCUGCAGAUAUCACUGAUGUUAAUUUUCUAGAUGACUUGAUCAUUACCCAGAUCAAAUACAUUAUAUAAAUAUUGAUCGCAUAUAGUAUACAAUGUAUACGCCUCACUCAUAUAUAUGAAGUGUACACUGGACUAAUCUACGAUAACACACUUUUGGUAUUUUGAGAUAAUUAAAGUUUAAAGUUUACAAA